Molecule: messenger RNA, 714 nt
Organism: Solanum dulcamara
Lineage: Eukaryota; Viridiplantae; Streptophyta; Magnoliopsida; Solanales; Solanaceae
Product: kirola-like
Exons: 2
Coding region: 27-392 (121 amino acids)
Biological process (GO): defense response
Source: RefSeq, a predicted model, not a curated record
CAUUUAGCUUUAGUUCAGAAAAAAAUAUGGGUGUAAAAGGCAAGUUAAUUGGUUCAGUAGAGGUGAAAUGUGGAGGACACUUGGUUCAUGAUAUUUUUCACACCAAUACUCAUCAUAUACCCAAUAUUUGUCGUGAUGGAAAAGAUAAGAUUGCUAAGCAAUUGAUUGAUGCCGUUGAUCCUCAGAAGAAAUCAAUCACUUGGAGAGUAAUUGGAGGAGACCUGCUAGAGUUGUAUAAUUCCUUCACUACUAUUAUAUCAAGUGACCAUCAAUGGACUACAUGGACAUUUGUGUACGAGAAGAAAACUGAAGAAACCCCAGAGCCACUUGUUCUUUUGGGUUUUGCCCUCGAUCUGAUCAAAGAUAUUGAGGGUCACCUUCUCAAGAAAUAGAACAUCUAUGUUAUUUGGUGGAUAUAAACACAUGCAGAUAUAUCUAUGCCUGAUUUUAUAUCCACUUAUAUGUUUGUUUGUGUGAUGAAUAUUUGGCAAUAUCUGCUAGUUCUUGUUAGCAUGUGGGAAUAAAUAAUGUUGUACAUGAAGAAUAUAUAUAUGCCACUCUCCUUCUAUGGAUGUAUUUCUAUUUUCUAAUGGUCAAUAUAUGUAAGAUAUUCUGAAAUUUGCAAGUUCGAAAUAAACAAAGGAGAUAUAUUUAUCAAUGUGCUUGUAAUGAUUUGGUUGGUCAAUUUUGGAAAUCUACUUAAAAUUAUCAUUU